This is a messenger RNA of Cyphellophora europaea CBS 101466, 777 nucleotides long. RefSeq lists its product as uncharacterized. Bases 1 to 777 code for a protein of 258 amino acids. The transcript has 2 exons. Lineage: Eukaryota; Fungi; Ascomycota; Eurotiomycetes; Chaetothyriales; Cyphellophoraceae. Gene Ontology annotation, biological process: endoplasmic reticulum unfolded protein response. Gene Ontology annotation, molecular function: misfolded protein binding; ubiquitin-specific protease binding. The record is from RefSeq and is a predicted model, not a curated record. Gene Ontology annotation, cellular component: endoplasmic reticulum membrane; Hrd1p ubiquitin ligase ERAD-L complex.
AUGGCAGAUCUGUUCAACAACGGCGCCGCCCAGAUGGGCCAGUUCCCUCUUGAGCAGUGGUUCUACGAAAUGCCUCCCUGCACUCGCUACUGGACGACCGCCACCGUCAUCGCCUCCGUCCUCGUGCAAUGCAAAGUCCUGACCCCCUUCCAACUCUUCUAUACCUUCCGCGCCGUCUACUACAAGUCCCAAUACUGGCGCAUCCUCACCACCUUCAUCUAUUUCGGCCCCCCAAGCCUAGACCUCCUCUUCCACGUCUUCUUCAUGACGCGCUACUCACGUCUACUGGAAUCCAGCUCCGCCUCUCCCGCAACCUUCAGCUGGCUCCUCCUCUACGCCACCACCACGCUCCUGACCCUCACCUCCCUACCUCUACCCUUCAAGCUCUCCUUCCAGCCCGGCUUCCUCGGAACCGCCCUCUCCUCCACCCUGGUCUACAUCUGGUCACGCCGAAAUCCAGAGACUCGCCUGAGCUUUCUCGGGCUGCUUGUCUUCACCGCGCCGUACUUACCUUGGGUCCUCAUCGGCUUCAGCCUCUUCAUGCACGGCCAGGUGCCCAAGGACGAGGUGCUGGGCGUCGUGGUGGGGCAUGUCUACUAUUUCCUGGCAGACGUGUGGCCUGGUCUCGGCGAGGGAAAUGCGAGAGUAAUGGAGCCGCCGGAGUGGUGGGUCCGACUGUGGGAGGGCCGCGCACGGCGAGAGGCUGGCAAUACGGAAGCCAGAGGCAUAGAUGGGGACGUUGCUGCGGCGGCAACGAGACCAGGAGAGGUACGGUGA